CCGCCACUCAUACCAUCGUCUCGCUCUCCACUCCAUCCGUACCUCCCUCUGGCGGUGCCCAGUCCGCGUCUUUCGCCAUGUCUGCCAACUCGGAGCUGCGCAAGCUCGAAGAGCUGGCCGUGGUGUCAAAGCUGACGCAAGAGAUCGCGAACUAUACCUCCAUAUCGGACCGGACCUUGGCUGAGUUCGUCCUGUCGCUGCAUCUCUCGUCUCCAACGUACGAGCAAUUCAAGAAGAAGCUCAGCGAGGUUGGCGCGGGCGAGGAGGAUGGCUUCAGUCAAGGUCUGGUCGAAAGCAUCGAUCGCAUCGUGAGAAGAGGCCACUGGAAGUACAAGAAGGUAGAGGCCAGUGCCGAUAAAAGGGCGCAAGCGGCCAAUGGCAAGGCAACGCCGAGCAGCUCCAAGGAGGCCCUGAUCGAAGACGAGGAGAGGGCAGCGAAGCGAAGGCAGUUCCCAGGACUCGCCAUUCCCGAUGCUGAGAUGGAUACCGAAGACGAGAGGAGGCGCGCAGCAAGAACAGAAUUGGAGAGCAAACGGGCUCGGGGAGGUGAAAGGAAUGCCGUAGAAGCAGGGGUAGAGGACUUCAUGAAGACCCUGGAGGACAUGGAGAAGACCCACCGCAAUGGAUCCGGGUCUGCUUCUGCACCUACAGGAGACCGUCCUCGGCGUCGGUCGAGAUCCCCAGAUCCGUACGCUAGCCGAUCCGGGGAUCGCUAUGGCAGGGAUGAUGGCCGUAGCAACCAGCCUGAUGGACGGCGCAAUGGACAUCAGCCACAUCGAAUUUUGGAUGAUAAGCCUAUCAUCUACAAGAUCUACGACGGAAAGGUGACGAACAUCAAGGAUUUCGGUGCUUUCGUCGCACUUGAAGGCGUCAAUGGAAAGUGGGAGGGAAUGGUACAUAUCGGCUCUAUCACUGCUGGCACUCGUCUCAAUCAUCCUUCCGACUUCCUCACACGAAAUCAACCAGUCAAGGUCAAGGUGAUGUCCAUCGCUGGUACACGGCUGAGCUUAUCCAUGAAAGAUGCCGAUCAAAACACCGGCCAGGACCUGACGCCUCACCUCAGAAUCAAAAGCGAAGCCGAAUUGGAGGAGGAAAGGUCUAGACUGAAUGCAAGAGCUGUUACCGGCGCCAACAAUCAGCCGCUUGGCGGCGGUCGUGGCAGGGCAGGGCCAGUUGUAGAUGACGAGGCGGACGCCAGAGGGUCUAGUGUCAAGAGGCUGACUUCGCCGGAGCGUUGGGAGCUACGCCAACUUAUCGCCUCGGGAGCGGCCAAAGCCUCUGACUAUCCGGAGCUACUCGCGGACGAAGAGAUGUCAACUCCGAGCAGGAACGGAGGGUCUGGCUUCAAUAAUGCCGCUGACGAAGAGGUCGAUAUUGAGGUCAACGAGAAGGAGGCUCCCUUCUUGCGCGGUCAAACCUCUGCCACUCUUGAGCUCUCUCCAGUGAAGAUCGUCAAAGCCCCUGACGGCACGCUGAACCGAGCUGCAAUGGCAGGCGCGUCUCUUGCAAAGGAGAGGAGAGAAUUGAAGCAGCAAGAGCAGAAUGACAAGGCCGAUGCAGAGCUGCGCGACGUGUCCACUGGAUGGCAGGACCCCAUGGCGAGUCAGGACCAACGUACCUUUGCUCAAGACAUGAGGGGCAAUGCGCUGGCAUCUGGAUCUGGCAUGAUGGGUCAAGCGGAUGAUCGACCCGCAUGGAAGAAGGAGACCUUCAACAAAGCCACGACGUUUGGGAAGGUGACGAACAAGACGAUCAAGGAGCAGCGAGAAUCGCUGCCUAUCUUCAAGCUCAGGGAGCAGCUCGUCAAAGCCAUCGACGAGAAUCAAGUUCUGGUUGUCGUUGGUGAUACCGGCUCUGGCAAGACGACGCAGAUGGUGCAAUAUCUCGCUGAAGAAGGCUUUUGCGACGGCCGGACAGGCAAGAGAGGCAAGAUUGGCUGUACGCAGCCCCGACGAGUCGCAGCCGUCAGUGUAGCCAAGCGUGUCGCUGAAGAGGUCGGAUGCAGGGUUGGAACAGAGGUAGGGUACACUAUUCGAUUCGAAGACUGCACAUCCCCCGAGACGAAGCUGAAGUACAUGACGGACGGGAUGCUUCAGCGAGAGUGUCUUAUCGACCCUGACGCCAGCAAUUACUCAGUCAUCGUGCUUGAUGAGGCCCACGAGCGGACCAUCGCUACGGACGUCCUGUUUGGUUUACUCAAGAAGACUCUCAAGCGGAGAUCAGACCUGAAGCUGGUGGUCACUUCGGCUACUCUUGAUGCGGAGAAAUUCUCCUCCUACUUCUUCAACUGCCCGAUCUUCACCAUCCCCGGUAGGACGUACCCUGUCGAGAUCCUGUAUACCAAGGAGCCAGAGCCAGACUACCUCGACGCUGCUCUCAUUACAGUGAUGCAGAUCCAUCUCUCUGAGCCUCAGGGAGACAUCUUGGUGUUCCUAACAGGACAAGAAGAGAUUGACACAGCAUGUGAGAUCCUCUUCGAGCGAAUGAAGGCUCUGGGCUCGGCUGUCCCUGAGCUCGUGAUUCUACCCGUUUACUCGGCUCUCCCGUCCGAGCAGCAGACACGAAUCUUCGAGCCUGCGCCUCCCGGUGCAAGGAAGGUCAUCAUUGCUACGAACAUUGCCGAGACGAGUAUCACCAUUGACGGAGUGUACUACGUCAUUGAUCCCGGCUUCUCCAAGCAGAAUGCCUAUGAUGCUCGGCUGGGCAUGGACUCUUUGGUUGUCACGCCGAUCUCUCAAGCUCAAGCGAGGCAGAGGUCAGGCAGAGCUGGUAGGACUGGACCAGGCAAGUGCUACCGUCUCUACACAGAAGCUGCAUACAGGAACGAAAUGCUGCCGAACCCUAUUCCAGAUAUCCAGCGUCAGAACUUGUCUUCUACAAUUCUGAUGCUCAAGGCGAUGGGCAUCAACGACCUCAUCAACUUUGACUUCAUGGACCCGCCACCUUCGCAGACCCUGCUGACCGCCUUGGAGAGUCUCUACGCGCUGAGUGCGCUGGAUGAUGAGGGUCUCUUGACUCGUCUUGGUCGCAAGAUGGCCGACUUUCCUAUGGAGCCUCAGAUGGCCAAGAUGCUCAUUGCUUCGGUAGACUUGGGCUGUUCAGAAGAGAUUCUCAGCAUCGUCGCGAUGCUCAGUGGACAGAACAUCUUUUACCGGCCCAAGGACAAGCAGGCGCAAGCUGAUGCCAAGAAGGCCAAGUUCUUCCAACCAGAGGGCGAUCAUCUUACUCUCCUCACCGUUUGGAACGGAUGGGCAGCCAGUAAAUUCUCGAUGCCUUGGUGCAUGGACAAUUUCAUCCAGGGCAGAUCGAUGAAGCGAGUGCAAGAUGUCCGGAAACAGCUCAUGGGUAUCAUGGACCGGUAUUCUCACGACAUUAUCUCCUGUGGCAAGAAUUACAAUCGUGUCAGAAGAGCCAUUGCUUCUGGCUAUUUCAGGAAUGCAGCCAAGAAGGAUCCUCAAGAAGGCUACAAGUGUCUUGCCGAAGGCGGCGGGACGGUGUACAUCCAUCCCUCCUCUUCCCUCUUUAACCGCUCACCAGAAUACUGCAUCUACCACGAAGUAGUCCUGACGACCAAGGAGUACAUGCGCGAAGUAAUUGCCAUUGAGCCAAAGUGGCUCGUGGAAGUUGCUCCUCGCUUUUUCCGAACAGCAGAGACGAAUGCGAUUAGUAAAAGAAAGAGGAGUGAAAAAGUGGCACCAUUGUUUGACAAGUAUGCAAAGACGCAGGAUGAUUGGAGGAUUAGCAAGGUUAAGAGGGCGGCGAGGAGUAGUCAGACCUUUGGGUAGAGGUGUUGCCAGGAACGGGC
This is a messenger RNA of Microstroma glucosiphilum, 3805 nucleotides long. Its product is annotated as putative ATP dependent RNA helicase. Gene Ontology annotation, cellular component: intracellular anatomical structure; catalytic step 2 spliceosome. Lineage: Eukaryota; Fungi; Basidiomycota; Exobasidiomycetes; Microstromatales; Microstromataceae. Gene Ontology annotation, molecular function: RNA binding; ATP binding. Gene Ontology annotation, biological process: spliceosomal complex disassembly. The coding region runs from base 78 to 3785 and encodes 1235 amino acids. The record is from RefSeq and is a predicted model, not a curated record. The transcript has a single exon.